This is a messenger RNA of Mytilinidion resinicola, 687 nucleotides long. Its product is annotated as vacuolar protein-sorting-associated protein. Gene Ontology annotation, biological process: endosome transport via multivesicular body sorting pathway; late endosome to vacuole transport; protein transport. The record is from RefSeq and is a predicted model, not a curated record. Gene Ontology annotation, cellular component: multivesicular body; ESCRT III complex. NCBI's taxonomy places the organism in Eukaryota, Fungi, Ascomycota, Dothideomycetes, Mytilinidiales, Mytilinidiaceae. The transcript is spliced from 2 exons. The coding region runs from base 1 to 687 and encodes 228 amino acids.
AUGGAGACCAUCCGUGGUCUCCUCUGGAAGCCUACUCCCGAAGAACAGAAACGAAAAUGUAACGCCCUUGUCCGCUCCAACGUCCGCAAACUCGAACGCGAGAUCCAGCAGAGCAAAGCCGCCGAAACCAAGGCCAAAUCCCUAAUCCUAGAAGCCUCGAAGCGCCCCCAGAAGAACUCCGGGCAAGCCAAAGCCGCACUCGACGCGACCCGCGGUUUCGCCCGCCAGCUCAUCGGCAUCCGGAAGCAGACCAGCCGCCUCCUGACGGGCAAGGCCCAGCUACAAAGCGUGCAGAUGCAGGUCAAUGAGGCGUUUUCGAUGCGCAAGAUCGAGGGUAGCCUGCGCGCGAGCACAGGCAUUAUGAAGGAUGUGAAUUCACUGGUGCGGCUGCCGGAGUUGACGGGCACUAUGAGAGAGCUGAGUCAGGAGUUGGUGCGGGCAGGGAUCAUUGAGGAGAUGGUGGGGGAUAGUUUGCCGGAUAGCGAGUUGUGGGAGGGCGAGGAUGAUGCGGCGGAGGCGGAGGUGGAUAAGAUACUGGGCGAGAUUCUGAAGGAUCGGUUGCCGGCGAGUGCGGAGAAGCCUGUGGAUAGCGUUUCGGUGCAGCGCGUCGCGGAGGAGGUGGAAGAUCCGAAGGAACAGGAGAUGUUGGCGCAUAUGAGGGGACGGCUGGAGGCUCUCAAGGGCUGA